Molecule: messenger RNA, 4825 nt
Organism: Centropristis striata (black sea bass)
Lineage: Eukaryota; Metazoa; Chordata; Actinopteri; Perciformes; Serranidae
Gene: slc2a10
Product: solute carrier family 2 member 10
Exons: 6
Coding region: 329-1969 (546 amino acids)
Biological process (GO): transmembrane transport
Cellular component (GO): membrane
Molecular function (GO): transmembrane transporter activity
Source: RefSeq, a predicted model, not a curated record
CCUGAAGAGCCGCAAGUUUUUAAGGAGCAUCUCUUUAUAGUCCCUCUGCUGCGGACGGUGAGUCCAUUUCUCUUUCCGGCUGUCUCACAGCUGAAAGUCUCUUCAGAGCUCGGGACAAUGUGAGAGACAGCGGCGCAGCAGACAGCGGUGUGGCGGACCUGGAGUCGGUGAAUAACGGAUCUGCUCCGGGCUGUGGACAGGAGGACUGAAGUCUGUUUAGUGUUGAAUAAAGGAAGCCACGAGACGGAAUACUGUAACUAGACGAUGUCUUCCAAGAAUUGAACUCAGACCUGCCUAGUCCGACUGUAAUGUGAACAGCACAGAAGCAAUGGGCUGCUCCAUCCUCCUGUUGGCCAGUGUGGUGUCCACUCUGGGUGGCCUGGUCUUUGGUUAUGAGUUGGGCAUCAUCUCAGGUGCUUUGCUGCAGCUGAAGGCAGAGUUCAGACUGUCAUGUGUCCAGCAGGAGGCUCUGGUCAGCUCUUUGUUGCUGGGGGCUCUGCUGGCCUCCAUCGUGGGAGGCUGGCUGAUUGAUCACCGAGGCCGCAGGAACUCCAUCCUUCUCAGCAAUGUCUUGAUCCUGGCCGGCAGCCUGCUCCUGCUCAUCGGCUCCUACUGUGCACUGGUGGUGGGCAGGAUGACAGUGGGGUUUGCCAUGUGUGUAUCCUCCAUGUCUUGUUGUAUCUUUGUAUCCGAGAUGGUUACCCCGGACCGCAGGGGCUUCCUGGUAACACUGUAUGAAGCUGGAAUCACUGUGGGCAUCCUGGCAGCUUACGCCAUGAACUACAUCCUGUCUGACUGUAACAGAGGGUGGAAGUGGAUGUUUGGACUAGCCAUAGUGCCUACUUUGAUUCAGCUGGUCUCUAUCUGGUUUCUUCCAUCCAGCUCUAAGGACUCUCUCAGUCAAAGAUACUGCUCUCAAACUGAAAGAGACCUUGUGAGUUCUGUCCAAGAAGCAGAUGACUCAGAAAUCAGCUCCAGUGUAAAAAACAAGAAGGCUCAGUACAACAGCAUGUACCUUUUCCAGCGUAAAGACAACAUGAGGACUCGGACUGUGAUUGGCCUCGGACUGGUGCUCUUUCAGCAGUUCACAGGCCAGCCCACUGUUCUCCUCUACGCCUCCACCAUCUUCCACUCGGUGGGCUUUCAGAGCAGUGCCUCCGCAGUGCUGGCGUCUGUAGGCCUGGGGUUAGUCAAAGUGAUCGUGACUCUGACCUCCAUGGUGUUUUCAGACAGGGUGGGCCGGAGACCUCUGCUCAUCAGUGGAUGCUCCGUCAUGGCGCUGUGUAUGAUCACCAUCGGACUACUCAGCGGACAUUCACUGAUGAAUGCUAAGAGGCCUUGUGAUUCUGAGGACUUCAACAUUAACAGAACAGAGCUUCCUCAUUUAAUUGUAGGUAAUCAGUCAGUUUUCAACACAUCUUUAGAUGAGAGCCAAAGACUCUUUUAUAACAACACACAAGAUGAAGAUGCAGAACUUGAUCAAGUUAGACAGAAACCAGUAGACUCUCCCCUGGCAUCUUCUCCAAACAGCAGCCAUGGCUCACUUGUGAACUGGAUCAUUCUUGUGUGUAUGAUGGCUGUUGUCGGUGCAUACUCCGUUGGAUUUGGACCAAUGACUUGGCUCCUCCUGAGUGAAAUAUUUCCAGCUGCUAUCAGAGGAAGGGCAUUCGCAUUCACCAACUGCUUCAACUGGGCUGCAAACCUGUUGGUCACAUUCACUUUCUUGAAUUUUAUCGAUGCCAUUGGUCUAUCAGGGCUGUUUCUCUUGUACGGGAUGAACGCUGUCGCUGCUGCUGCUUUCUUCUACUUCAUGCUGCCAGAGACCAAAGGGAAGACUCUGGAGGAAAUAGACAAGGAGCUGCGUUUAAACACGUUAUACAGCAGCGGGGAGUGCUGUAGCAUCAUCAGGGGGAGAAACACUUCCCCACAGUACCAGAGAGUGCACUGCCAAGUAAGCGCCUCAGGAUGAUUAAUGUUAUGUUCCCACACUGACAAGCACUGACAUAAAAAUCAUCCAUCCAUUCUCGUCCGCUUAUCCGGGGCCGGGUCGCGGGGGCAGCAGGAUAAGCAGGGCAUUCCAGGCGUCCCUCUCCCCAGCCACAACGUCCAGCUCCUCCUGGGGGACCCCAAGGAGUUCCCAGGCCAGGAGAGAGAUAUAAUCCCUCCACCGUGUUCUGGGUCUUCCCCGGGGCCUCCUACCAGUUGGACGUGUCCGGAACUCCUCUAACGGGAGGCGCCCGGGAGGAUCCUUACCAGAUGCCCAAACCACCUCAGCUGGCUCCUUUAGAGGAGAAGGAGCAGCGGCUCUACUCCGAGCUCCCUCCGGAUGUCUGAGCUCCUCACCCUAUCUAUACAGCCUGAUUUCCACCGGGCGCGUUACAGCCGCGGAACGGCUGCGCCGCUGUCGCCGUUGCUGAUCGCUGCCACUCUAAUCAAUGAGAGCGUUUCCACCGGGCGGCUGUGGAACGGUUCAGCAACGUCCCAGUCGCAGCUCUCCGCUCCGCUGCGCGAGCACUCUGAAGCAUUUCAAUUUCCUCCGCGAGAUGUUCCUAAACCUCGUAAAUCUCAACAGAGCAGAUUGCACCAGACAGGAAGUCUGAAUCAGAAUCAACGUAAUACACUUCCGCCCCCUUUCAAAAUAAAACACAAUACACAGUUCAUGCAGCCUAAAACUACUUCACAUAAACAUUAUGUCAUGACCGGGGCACCAGAUCAGCAAUCAAUCAAUCAAAGGAUCUCAGAGGAUCGGCGACAUGGACAACAAGAGACUGAUUGUUGAAGUGGAACAUCAUACAAUCAUUUAUGACAUAACACAUUGUUUUUUAUAAGGAUAGAUGGUCAGAUCAACAGAUCUUCCACGUCGGAGAAGCAAAGUAAGCUGUUGGUUGUUGUUGUUUACUUUAUACACUCAGUUUAUCACAGGAUCUCGCGGUCUCUCGUAUGUUCAGGAUUAUCGCGUGUUCUCGUUAUCUCGCGUGUAUACGGCUGGCUCGCUAUGCUGCCGUUCCGCGGCCGUAAUGUGCCCAGUGGAAAUCCCCAGUAAGGCUGAGCCCAGCCACCCUACGGAGGAAGCUCAUUUUAGCCGCUUGUAUCCGCGACCUUGUUCUUUUGGUCACUAUCCAAAGCUCAUGACCAUAGGUGAGGGUUGGAACGUAGAUGGAGCAGUAAAUCGAGAGCUUUGCCUUCAGGCUCAGCUCCUUCUUCACCACGACGGUCCGGUACAACCCCGCAUCACUGCACCAAAUCACCUGUGAAUCUCACGCUCCGUUCUACCCUCACUGCUGAACAAGACCCUGAGAUACUUGAACUCCCUCACUUGAGGCAGUACCUCUCUCCACCCAGAGGGGGCAAUCCACCGUUUUCCAGCAGAGAACCAUGGCCUCAGACUUGGAGGUGCUGACUCUCAUCCCUGACCGCUUCGACAGGGCUCGGCUACAAACCGCGCCAGUGAUCGCUGGAGGUCCCCGUCUGAUGAAGCCAAAAGAACCACAUCAUCUGCAAAAAUGCAGAGACGCAAUUCUAAGGUCACCAAAUGAAGACCACGAACAGAAUCGGAGACAAGGGGCAACCCUGGCGAAGGCCAACACCCACCAUAUAAAAUCAUGAUGGUUUCAAAUUGAUAGGUUUUUCUCUCUUGAACUUGACACUGGUUUAUUUAUGGUACUGUAUCUUUGCGAAAUAUGUUAACAAAGUGUGUGAUUACACAUGCUGUUGUGCUGGAGUCGAACUCUUUUGGGCAUUUCAAAAUGUUUACCAUAGAGACCCUCCUGCUACAACUUAACAAAUCAGAAAGCUUUUGUAAAGGACAUUUUGGGUAUGUUCAUUAACAUUGUUGCUUACAAGUCAUUCAGUUUACAGUUACCUGAGGAUUUGUUUGUUUAAAAGACGUGGAAAAAUACAUUUGUGACAGUUAAUUGAGUCAAUUUUUGGAAUAGUUGUAAUAAUGAAAUUGUCUUUUUCUGUUUCUACUAGAAAUGUCUGGUCCCAGUUAACAUUAGACUCUAAGGGAUAGUUGGAUGGAGUUGCUGUAACAUUAGGCUCACUGAGCCAAAUCUGUAAGUCCAACUGAUUCGAGAGCAGGAUGUCUGUGACCGGCACAAAUGUAUCUACAAUCUGGCCUAGAAAUUAUUUAUAAAGAGUGAAAUUUAUGGAAAGGACAGGUUGUUUGAAAAAAAUUCAGAUAAUUCCCCAGUCUCUCUGCACUCCUAACUGUUGGCAUUCCACUGUAGGUCUGAACAUUCCAAGCAAUACACACUCAUUAUAAACCCUGAAACUCUCUGAAGAAAUCUCCAAACUGAUUUCAUGAAAAUCAUGCAAGUGAUGAAAAUGCCCAUUUAGCCCAAAAUAGACGGGAGUCUUGUGACCCGUUUAAACUUCCAAUAAUUUUUUGUUUUUUUAUAGCCAGGCAAAAAAGUUUUGAUCCAUGAUCCAACCAUGUAUGUACAUCAAAAAUCUCAGGGAAGAUGAAGAAUAGAGAAAUAAGUAUGACGGAGAGUGUCAAUGUCAAUCAUUUGUACGUCAAAAUAUUUAAAAAUACAAAAUGUGAUAAACACAGAAAUGACUGUCAAUGUCUUUGAGAAAUAAAGAGAAAAGUUCUUUCUCUGCUAAUUUGCUACUGCUAUGUUGAUUAUUAUAUUUUAUAUUUUUUGUUUUGCUUGAGUAGUGGUGGGUCUUUUUUGUUGAGUAUUAAGAGAAGGCACAGUAACCUCAGGCUUCAGGAUACACCUUUUUUCAGUCAAAAUACUAUGUUGAAUGUGCUUUAUUUUAAUAUAUUGAUCCAGUAUAAUUUAACCUCUCAAAACAGCAUGAUCUACAUGUUCGUUAU